AUGUCAGCUACGUUAGCGACAUACCACGGUGGGGAUGGUGAUGGCAGGGAUCCCCCUGAUCCUUCUAGGGUACCGUCGUCUUGCGAAGCAGUUCCACCUCCGGUCAGAAAGGGUCGUGGGGUUGCCGCAAACGCUAAUCUCGAAAAAAAAAGGAGAGAAGCUGGUAAGCCCUUACCGGUGGAGGUAGAUCUUGAAACAGGCAAAGUUGUUGGCACUGAAGCAAGCAAUUAUGUUCGAUUUCUUGGCCAACAAGUAAGCAUGUUGUGCCCGGGUGGUCAUCUAAAUUUUUCUGAUGUACCCCAACAAUACAAGGAUCAAGUGCUCAAUCGAAUUAGAUACUACUUUGAUAUCGAUGGGAAUCCCCAUCGAGACCUACUUAUGGGGACUUUAUACUCGGUGAUGGCGGAGCGGGGGGGUCCUCCUGGAGAGCAUGUAGUUGAAGCAUGGAAGGAGAUCCAUGUGAAAAAACCGUCUGGAACUUUCGUUAAUGAAUUAGCUGCAAAAGAUUAUGAGGAACUGAUCAAGGAGCUUGAUAGGAAGCGACUGGAACGACAAUCCCAGAGCGAUACUGGGACUGAAUCUGAAUCUGAUACUGGUUAUCAGUUUGACGUUAUGGAAACAGUUCUAGGCCAAAGAUCUGACUAUCAAAGAGGCGUGGGUAAAAGGCUCAAGGGCAAAGGAAAGAAACCAAUCCCUCAAACUCAAUCAACGGUGCCUCCCCAACCAACUACUGAAAUGAUGAGCACUGUGGCAGAUAUAUUCUCAGCUAUGUGUGCCACUUGGGGGGGUAAUUUGACGCCUGAACAACGUGCCCAAAUAUUUAACCCACGCUUUGACAAUUUCAUUCAAACGUAUAGUCAGUCGCAGUCGCCUGGUGGUUCGUCUUCUCAGAGUCAUGCCGCUCCUCCGGAACAGCAACAACAACCUCCUUCGCAACCACAAUUUCAGCCUUCCUCGCAACAACAAUUCCAAAAUUUGUCACAGCAGCAAUUUGAAAAUUUUUUGCAGCAGCAACAACCCCAAUCUUUUCCUCAGCAGUUUCCUCAGCAGCAACAACAGUCUGCUCCGCCAAUGGGAAAUCAGUUCUUAUACCGAACACCGUCAGAGUCUCCUCCGCUCGGCUCAAACUUUGCUGAUUUUGGAUUAUUUGGGAGUUCAUCGCAGGAGAACCAAUUUUAUUCAACUCCCAUUUUCAACCAAGCUGAGCUCGGUAAUUUAACGCUGGGUUUAUCAUCAGACCAAGCGUAUGUGCCUUCUCCGCCACGGGCUUCGGGGACUCGUACCGAAAAUAAUCCAGAUCAAGACUUCAUAAUUAGAGACCUGAAUGAAGAUGUUAAUGAAUAAUUUAUUUAUGUUUUGUAAUAAUUUAGUUUAAUUUUGAGACAAUAUUUUAUUAGGAUUAAUAUGUUAAAGUUAAUUACUUUGGAGACAAUUUUAAAUUAUUAAUGAAUUUUAUUAAAUUGUUUUAA
Messenger RNA from Cannabis sativa, 1469 nucleotides. RefSeq lists its product as uncharacterized. NCBI's taxonomy places the organism in Eukaryota, Viridiplantae, Streptophyta, Magnoliopsida, Rosales, Cannabaceae. The transcript has 5 exons. The record is from RefSeq and is a predicted model, not a curated record. Bases 1 to 1344 code for a protein of 447 amino acids.